AUGUGGGGAGUCCGUCUAGGAAAUCAACAGACAGGCCCUCAAUUUGUCCAACCACUGCCUGGAAAUGUUGGGGAAAUUGAAGAGAACACUGCGUUGCAUCUAGAAUGUAAAGUCGAGCCAUUCCACGACGAUUCUUUGCAAAUUUUUUGGCUUCACAACGGAAGACCGCUAAAUCAUGGUGGGUAAAAUACGAGGUCCUUUUUUAUGGUCGUAAAAUAAUUUUAGGCCAUCGGUUUCGGACUUUUCAUGAUUUCGGCUUAGUGACGUUGGAUAUUCUCCAUGUUUAUGCCGAGGACAGUGGGACGUUCACGUGUGUGGCGGAGAAUUCGAAUGGCCGAGCCGAGACUUCGACCGAUUUUUAUUGUCAUCGUAAGUGAGGCGAGAAAGCUAUACGCGGAAAUAUUUAUAACGAGAUUUUUUAACUGCUUUUUUCGUUCCAGCCAAGGACUCAAUCAUGGAUCAAACACAACUUCCGACGAGUGUAGCGAGGAUUCAGGAGCUUGAAGCGCCCAAAGGCCCAAUGCAGGAAGAGGAGCCGGAGAUUGUUUAUAAUCCAGCCAAUUUCAUCAAGCCACUCCAAGGCUCGAUUCAAGCGAAUGAAGGGGAAAGCGUGUUUUUGGAGGCAAAAGCCGGCCCAGUCGAGGAUAACACUUUGGCUGUAAGUGGCAAAGAGCAUUCGGCGUAUUUUAAACUAGGAGGGCAGUUACUCCAAAUGCGACGCUCGGAUUUCGAUGAAACGUGGCGCUAAUUUCGAAUGACUAUUUUCUAAAGCAGCGGAUCUGAUCCACUGCCAAAAACGUACCAUUUUGAAGUAUCAGAAAUGUGGCAAAAUGCUUCCCUCUUCAAGUGAAAAAACUUCGUUUUGAAGGGCUUCCCUCACAAAAAGAGCGGGCACGUUUUUUCGGAGACUUUUCACUUGGAGAGGGAGGCAUUUUGCUACAUUUCUUGAUACUUUCCGGGUGCAAAAUGGUAAGUUUUUUUUGCCACUGGAUCAGGUCCGCCACUGUAAAACAAGCACGAGAUAUCUAGCUUGCGCUUUGCAGAAGCGACCGAGAUUUUUAGGUCGAAAAUCUGGAAAUAUGCGGCACUUUUUUGGCAAAUUUUGGAAUGAAAAUUUUCAUGCUUAUUUCUACUGUAGACGCUAAUAUUUCCCACAAAAAUACUUUGUUCCGCUCGAAACUGGCCAAGUUAUGGUUUAAAACUGUUUUUCUCUGAUCACUCUAUGGGUUUCGCAUAAUCUUUUGGCCAAAAAGAUCGUUGAAUAUCUCGGCUGCGCCUGCAAAAUGCGAGCUAGAAUUUUCAUGUUUUGUUAUGUGGCCUAUAACCGUCAUGUGUGCAAACUUUAAGGAAAAUAUAAGAGUUGCACUUGGGGUACUUUUGUUGUCAGAAAACUGUUGUCUAACUUUAUUCCCGUCAUGAUUUAUACAUAUAUACAUGAAUCUUUUGAACUUUUUCCGAACCUUUCUUCCAGCACGAAUGGUACUUCAACAACCGGCCCUUAAUGCACGCUAAUCGUUUCGUCACUGCUCAAGAAUUUGGCGUCAUCACCAUGAACAUCCUCUACUUGUAUCCCGAGGACACUGGGACCUACACUUUGCUCAUCCGAAACGCCACUGGCCAAGCGCAAAGUAGUGUUGAUAUUAAGGUCGCCGGAAAUGGAUCGAUGUUUAUCAACACGUUCCAUCCGAAAUCAGUCAAUCGGAUCAACGAAUUGGAGGCGCCAAAGCCAUUGCCAGAAGAGGUGCCGGAGGCGGAAAAGAAACAACCGGCGAUUACCAAGAAACUGAACAGUGUUCCCGCUUGCAACGAGGGCGACUCGGCCCACUUUGAGGCCAAGUACACUCCAACUGAUGACAAUCAAGUCAGCGUAGAAUGGCUUUUUAAUGGACGGCCGAUCAAGGUAGGAACUUGUACAUAAAAAAGUGAAUUUCUUGGAAUGGAAAGGAGACUUGAAAAAAAGUGAUGCAAAGGGAAUAGAAAAAAAUAGGACAUCAAAAAAUUUGGGGGCAAAAAAUUUAAAAAUUUAAAUUUUCAAAAACUGAUGUUCGGAUUAUGCCCAAAUUUGGAAUAUAUCAUCUAAAUGAACUUCAGAUCAAUCACUGAAAUUUUCAGCUCAGGAUUUACUUUCUUAGCCAAGAUAUUCAACAGACUUUUUUUCGAGACAGCACAGAAAAUGAGGAGAGACGAACAGAAAAAAAAGUUUUGGCUUUAUCCCUGCGAAAUUUUCAAGAAAAUUUUGAUUUUGUAGUAAAAAUAUUACUUAACACUUUUAAUUACAGUGCCGGACCUGAUCCAGUGGCAAAAAACGUACCAUUUGGCAUCCAGGAAGCAUCAAAAAUCUGGCAAAAUGCUUCCCUCUUCAAGUGAAAAAACUUCGUUUUGAAGGGCUUCCCUCACAAAAAGAGCGGGCGCACUUUUGAAUUCGGAGUUUUUUUCACUUGGAGAGGGAAGCAUUUUGCCACAUUUUUGAUACUUCCCUGAUGCAAAAUGAUACGUUUUUUGCCACUGGAUCAGGUCUUCAAGUCGGUCGUGGCGAUGCGACUUUCAAUGCGACAUAGUGAUCAUUAUUUUCCCAACAGACUUGAUAGCAAAAGCAUUUUUUUAACUGCGAUUGCCCUAUUUCGAGUAGCUGUUUUCCAAUCAAGAAAUCCUAAUUUUUCAGCAUUCAAACCGCCAUCGGAUGAUCAAUGAUUUUGGCAAUGUUUCGUUGGACAUCAAUUACUUGUUUAUCGAAGAUUCUGGAGAAUACACUCUUAUAGUCAAGAAUAGGAAAGGCCAAGCUCAAACCUCAACCAAACUUCAAGUCAACGGCAGUGAGAGGAUCUUGGACAACACUAUGCAUCCAAAGAGUUUGCCGAGGAUCCAACAACUCGAAAUGCCUCCACCUUUGCCAGAGGAAAAGCCGGAAAAGCCGGAGGAGCCUCCGAAAUUCAAACGGGCUCUUCAGUUGGUGGUUACUUCACAGGUAAGUUGAGCAUACCGAGGAAUAAACAAGUUUAGUCAAGCAGAACGAGGUUUCAAAUUGUGAUUUCGGCGAGAUGCACAGCAAGAAAUCAAUAGCUUGAUUUUCACUGUGCAAUUUUCAAUAUGCUUCUUUGAGCUCGCAUCCUGACUUUCUCUGAACGGUAAAAAAGCCAAAAAUUACGCCAGCGACUUUACCAAUGGACUAAUAUCGGCGAAGGCACCCAAAAAACAUAUUUUUUCUUAAUGUUCUCAAAGUUAACACGCGUUUUCUAACAAGCGAAUGGUCCCAUUUGCGACGCUCAGAUUUUCUUCAAAUUGUGACACUUCGGGCAUAGACCACAUAUGAAGUCAUGAAAAUUUUAGCUCUUGCUUUGCAGGCGGAGAUUACAAAAAAAAAAUCGAGCAAUUUACUGUAAAACCAUUACUAUAUUUUCUCAUGAAAAGUCUCAUUUUUAAAAUACGUCGGGUCAAGCAUUUGCUUCCGAUUAGAAAUUUCCUUCUUCUCUUACAGGACGGAAAUCGCUCUUCUCAAGCGAUCCAAGAAGGAGAUGACGUCAAAAUCGACUGCACUGUUUCUCCAAUUACUGACAAUCAACUUCGCGUUGAAUGGUACUUCAACGGGCAGCCGUUACUCCACAGCAACCGGAUCAGAAUCACCAAUGACCUUGGCUAUGUUGCGCUGCAGUUUCCGCAUAUUUGCGCUCGCGACAGUGGGAACUACAUAUGUCGGGCGAUCAGCCCUUGCGGAAGUGCUGAAGCCAGCAUCAGCGUGGACGUGAAGCCCGCGGCCAACAUGCUGUUGGAGACUCAGCAUGAGAAGUCGUGGAAAGAGAUAUUUGAGAUGGAGAAUCGAAUCGUCGAAAGGCCGGAGACGCCUGAGGCCAAGUACGAGGCUCCUCGUUUCUCGCAGAACUUGAGCAACGUUGACAGUGCUGUUGAAGGCGAUACAAUUCGGCUGGAAUGCCGGCUAAAGCCCGUUGACGACCCGAGUCUGGUUGUUUUUUGGACCUUCAACGGAAAUCCGUUAUUUGAAGCCAACAGAUUCAGACAUCAUCAAAGCUUGGAUCUAGUGGAGUUAGAGAUUUCUAAAGCGGUGGCUGAAGACUCAGGGAGAUAUGAGUGUCAUGCGACAAGUGCUAAUGGACAAAGCUCAACAGGAUGUGAGGUGAAAGUGAAGGCAACGGAGAGCUUGUUGUUGAAGUAAGUGGGAAAUUUAUGCUCGAAAAAAAUGUUGUGGGAUAUUUUACAUAGGCUGCGAACCAAUUUUCAAAAGUUUUCGUUAGCGCUUUCAAUAGGGAACUGGAGAUAUUGAACCACCUUUAGAGAUCAUAGAGAAGGAAGAGAGGCGGUUAGAGAAACUCAAAAAACAAUUUAUUUUUCAGCCCUAUCUGCUGAAUCUUUUGCAAAUUGACGCCCAUUACACGUCGAUCCAGCAAAUUUCCUGAGCCGUUUAGACGUUUCGUCAACGCACUAUCGAUUAACCCAAGGAUUUUAGAAAUCAAAAUUUUUUCUGAAGAAUCUUUGGAGGGGGAAAUUGUUCUUGAAACGUCGAGAAAAAUUUGGAACCAUAAUUUUUAACCAAAAAUCAGAGAAGUUAUGGUAGAAAAACUCCUUAUUCGACGUACAUUCUCAAAAAAAGAUCGUUAAAUGUCUCUACUGUCCAUAAAAAUCAAGCUAGAAUUUACAGGAACUGGAGACCAGCUUAGAUUGAGUGUGCAAAAAUAUUAAAAAAGAAAAAGUCUUGUGGCAACUUGUUUAUGUAUUAUUUCAGCACCCAAAAUGAGCGGACCUGGAGCAAAAUCCAACAGCUCGAAAUCACCGAUGAGCUUCCCGAACCGCCCGAAAAGCCAUUCUCCGCUCCAAAAUUCUCUCAAAAUCUUGAAUCCGUCAAAUUAAAAGAAGGUGAAACUAUCCUUUUGUCUACUCGCAUAUCUCCCCACGACGAUCCUAAUCUCUCAAUAGUCUGGCUAAAAGACGGUCAGCCCGUUUUCAGCAGUAAUCGGGUCCACCAACUGUUCGAAUUUGGCCUUGUAGGACUGGAAAUUGUUCAUUCCAUCCAAAACGACGCUGGAAAUUACACUGUUGUCGCGAAGAAUGCCGCAGGACAAGUUCAAUUGUCAGCCAAAGUGGAGGUUGAAGGGAAUGAAAGCAUCUUGGCGGACGUUCAACAUGAAUUGAGUUGGAGGAAAAUUCGGGAAUUAGAGGCGCCAAAAAUGACGUUGGAAGAGAUCCCGGAGAAAAAGCACAACCCUCCGCAAUUCUGGAGCCAACUUCAGAGCAUUAAAGACGCGGUGGAAGGCGAGACUGUCAAAUUGGAAGCAAAAGUCAAGCCAAUUGAUGAUCCCAACUUGGUUAUUACAUGGUAUCAUAAUGAUCAAGUUUUGGGAGCCAGUAAUCGGUUUGUGACCAGGAAUGAGUUUGGCCACAUUUCGUUGGAGAUUUUGUAUGUUAUGGAGCAGGUGAGGAAGAAAUUUUGUUUAUUACAAGAUGUAUGAGAUCGACGUAUUUUAAAAUUAAGAAAUUUUUUAUUUUUAUUAAAGCGGUAGUCCAACUACACUGCUCGACAAAAUUAUAAAUGCACUUCUAAAAUCACUGUAACUUUUGUGGUUUUCUGUAAAACUGUGCCAUAUUUGGCCCAAAUGUGUACCAGUGUACUAUAAAUCUUGUGCCAAAAAAUUAUUUUGAAAAGUUUCCACAAUUUGGAAAAAGGUUGAAAAAACCGAAAUUUUGGAAAUUUUCUUUGCGACAAAAUUAUAAAUUCACGCAAUAUUUUGCAAUUUUCUUGCCGUUGGCGCUGAAGCAAAGUAAGUUAUUUGGCUUAGUGGUUUCCUUAGGUGUCCUUCUGGCAUGCUACGAGAAAAAACAGUGACAGAAUUUGAAAAAGGCGGAAUUACGACCCUGAAACCGCAAUGACCUCGGGUUUGCCAGAUUUCGGCUCAGGUAGGCCGUUCAGCCGAAGUUGUGAAGAACUACUUGGCUCAUCCGGAAGCCUUCAACACGUCUAAACGUUCUGGCAAAAAAGGUUUACCACCGCGGCAGAAUUAAGGCAGAGAAAUCCGCUGAGCUUCCAACUACACCAUCUCUGGGUCUCAUAUAGAGCAAGAAAAAGGUCUCACUUGUAGCAGGAUAGCUAUGCUGAGAGCACUAAGACGCAGCGAUGUCAUCACUGGACAUCAUAUGAAGUCGUGCCCCAAGUUGGCCCAGGUUCGGUUAGCGCGCGACUGAAACUGGCCAAGGUAAUUUUGACAAAACAGGUUGAGUAGUCAAGGGUCAAUUUCCCAGCGUUGCAGUACCGAAUUCCUUGCAGAUUGCAUGGUUAGACGAUGUCCCCGACGGUUUUCCACAUAGGACAUAUCACUGUCAUUACAUCAGAAGAGAACCGCGUUACUUCUUGUGCCGUAAUGUUGGAGGAUCUGUUUUGUCAAAAUUACCUUGGCCAGUUUCAGUCGCGCGCUAACCGAACCUGGGCCAACUUGGGGCACGACUUCAUAUGAUGUCCAGUGAUGACAUCGCUGCGUCUUAGUGCCCUCAGCAUAGCUAUCCUGCUACAAUUGAGUCCUUUUUCUUGCUCUAUAUGAGACCCAGAGAUGGUGUAGUUGGAAGCUCAGCGGAUUUCUCUGCCUUAAUUCUGCCGCGGUGGUAAACCUUUUUUGCCAGAACGGUUAGACGUGUUGAAGGCUUCCGGAUGAGCCAAGUAGUUCUUCACAACUUCGGCUGAACGGCCUACCUGAGCCGAAAUCUGGCAAACCCGAGGUCAUUGCGGUUUCAGGGUCGUAAUUCCGCCUUUUUCAAAUUCUGUCACUGUUUUUUCUCGUAGCAUGCCAGAAGGACACCUAAGGAAACCACUAAGCCAAAUAACUUACUUUGCUUCAGCACCAACGGCAAGAAAAUUGCAAAAUAUUGCGUGAAUUUAUAAUUUUGUCGCAAAGAAAAUCUCCAAAAUUUCGGUUUUUUCAACUUUUUUCCAAAUUGUGGAAACUUUUCAAAACAAUUUUUUGGCACAAGAUUUAUAGUACACUGGUACACAUUGGGGCCGAAUAUGGCACAGUUUUAUUGAAAACCACAAAAGUUACAGCGAUUUUAAAAGUGUAUUUAUAAUUUUGGCGAGCAGUGUAUACUCCGCGUAAAAAGUUUUAACCCCCUCCUAACUUGGCCUAAUGUAUACCAGUUUGGACCAAAUUUGGUAUAGUGAGGGAACUGAUCCAGUCGCAAAAAACGUAGCAUUUUGCAUCCGUGAAGUAUAAAAAAUGUGGCAAAAUACCUCCAUCACCAAGUGAAAAAACUCAGCUUUCAAAAACGCGCCCGCUCUUUUUGUGAGGGAAAGGGCGCGCCCUUCAAAACGAAGUUUUUUUUAAUUGUAGAGAGAAGCAUUUUGCCACAUUUUUGAUACUUCCCGGAUGAAAAAUGAUACGUUUUUGCCACUGGAUCACGUCUGUAUUAAAUUUUUCUGUUAGGGCGCGCCCCUUCAAACCGAAAUUUUUUCACUUGGAGAGCAAAGCAUUUUGCCAUGUUUUUUAUGCUUCCCAGAUGCAAAAUGGUGCGUUUUUUGCCAUUGGAUCAGGUCGCUCACAGUGUGUAGCCUACUCGCAGCCUAGUAACAAAAAUAACGUUGCAGGACGAUCCCUAUAGUCGUAUUUCAAAGCUCAGGGGCAAUUUUCAAAAAUUACCUUAAAAAAUCGAGGAAAAAGUUUUGACCAUCCAUUAAAAAAAGUUAAAUCUCGCUUGCGGAUGCAGCCCAAACCUUCCGCAGUCUACGUCCCAUACCUGAAUACAGGUUAACAAACGGUUGUCCGUUGCAUUCAACGCGUUAAACCACUCUUGACGUAGUGCUGUAUAAAAUGAUAAAAAUAUUGCCCUAGCGCUUUCCCAGAGCUCUAAAUUGUGUUUCAACUUGAAGCAUUGCAUUUAAAGAAAUUGUAGCAACCCCGUAUUUUACCCAAAACCCCCUAUUUUCAGGACGCCGGAACUUAUCGCUGCGUGGCCACAAAUCAGCAGGGCCAAGCCUCAUCCGAAGCCACGGUGGAAUGCAAACUGAACCCCGCAAUCUGGUCGCAAACUCAACAUGAAAAGGCGCUGAAGAAGAUUCAAGAAUUGGAAGCGCCCAAGCCAGAGAAGCCGGAAAUUGAGCCGGUUUAUUUGGUGGCGCCCAAAAGAAUGAACUGUUUUAUGAGGAAGAAUUAUUAGUUCGGACGGAUUUGUAAUUGUUUGUGAUGAUUUUUUUUUUGUUUUUUUUUUUACUUUUUUUACUUUUUGACAGAUUAUAAACAUGACAGAUAUGCGUAUAUACACACACAAAAACUAAGGUAAUGAUAAAGCCAAGUGUUUUUGAAAAUUUCCAUAAAAUUUGUAGUUCAAGAAACGGAGCUACAAGCAAGCAAAGACCGAUUUGAAGCUUUUUCGUGCAAAAUUGUCGGAGCUAUGGCCGGAAAGCGUUAAUCUCCCCGCCCUUCCCUUUCUUCGCAUUUUGCCCACUAUCUUGUCAAAAAUAAGUGUUAAACGGGAGCUAUGUACUGAAUAACCGGAAUAAUGAUAAGGCCAAGAGUUUCUAAAAAGAUUUCUGGGACUUGCAGUUCAAAAGCAAAAAAAAAUUUUUUUUAAUGAAGUGAGGAGCAAUUUAAGGGUCGAAAUAUCUCCCAAUUAUUUCUUACUUGUCUCCGUAGCAAAAAAUCUGUGUCAACAGUUGCAAAAAAGAUCAAUAUGUACAACAUCUGCCUAUCAGUCUGUCGGGAAAAUCAUGUCGCUGAAGAGUGUUUUCAUUUUAUUGUAAAAUACGACCCCUUGGACUUCGACCAUGUUCUUUGUGCUUUUCAGACCUACCUUAUCCAUCAAGACGCAAAAAAUGUUUCUAAUGGAUCCUGAAAAGCAAUUUGAUUUUACCGCGACACAGUUAAUUUUCCCGGCGGCGAUGUGAUCCUAGAUGCGACGAAGCGCUUAUUAUUUUCCCGACAGACUGAUAUCUCUAAUGUAUUAUAUUAUAAUUCAAUUGUAUCGCACUUUUUUGUAACCAUUGUGUUUUGUCGCUUCAAAACUCAGACCAAAACUUUUAAGUAAACGUGAUUGUCAAAAAAGUUCGACGGCCCCUCGAGCUUCGGAAAUCCCAUAUUUUCGUGAAACACAAAAGGGAUUUAGUUUCAGCGGACAUCACAAAUCGUUUGUUAGUUUCAGAAACGUUGCUUUGUUUUUGUUCCAUUGCAACAAAAACAAUGAAAAAAUUAUUGCUAAUAUGUUUUCUGUCUAACUCAUUUUUGGCCCUAAAAUCGGAUGAUAUUUCAAACUCGACCGAAGAAAUUUGGGCCGAGAUAAUAACUGGCCAACCAGAGCCCUCGUUUCCUUUUGAAUUCGCCAAAAAUUCAACGGAAAGUUCAGCUUCGACUGCAAAAAUAUCAAAAAAUUCGGGUCAAUUAGCAGUAUCCACAACAACAUCGGCGUCUUCAGAAGUGACCGUUCCAGGGUUUCCAACUACCAAAGAUUAUUUUGAGCUGGCGAAUCAGACGCUGGAAGACUUCAAAAGGCUGGUCUAUGCCGAUGAAGCCACGGAAUUCCCCGAAUUGGAGAGGGAAAAUGAUGACGCAACGAUCCGAUUGAGAGAAAGUCCAUUUCCGGAGGCCAAGGAGAAGAUCAUGUUUGGGAAAUCGACAAUAAAUGUGAGCUUAUAUUUUGUCUGUGAUAGGAUUUAUUUUCAAACGGUUAAUCGAGAUUUUUGGGUCAAAAUUAGGCCAAAAAAAUGACGGUUUUUUGCCAUUUUUGGGAUUAAAAAGAUACACGCCUAUUCCUACCGUAGAGUACAACCUUUCCACAAAAAAAAUAAUUUUUUUCCCUUGAGAUUUACAAAGAUAUGACAAAAAGGUUUCUCCCAGUGACCGCUCUCCGCAUUUCCCAUACUGUUUCGGCAGCAAAGUUUUGUGAAUAUCUCGGCUGUCUCCGCAAUGUGAGAACCAAAAUCUUCAGGGAUUGAUUUGUGGUCUAUGACCGGUAUUUGUGCAAAAUUUAAAAAAAAUCUGAGCGUCGCACUUUGGGUACUUCCCUUGUAAAUUUUGAUUUUUUUUUUGAUAUUGGCUGGCUAACUGCAGUUUCACUUCUACCGUAAAACAUAAUAUGUAAAUUCCCGUGUACCUACACAGAACAGCCUUUUCUGCAUAUUUAUGUCCAUUUGGAAAAGAUACGGCCAAAACCCUCUUUUUCCCUCACAAAUGGCUCGGCAAAACCUCAUCACCUAGUUUCUUUUUGAAACAUAUACCAUUUGAAAGAGCGCAAAAAACUGGUUCAAGAUCACCUUUAAUUAGCUGCUCAGACUCUUUUACGUGCUGUCUCAGACUGCUCACAAUAUCUCUCGUUGAAACUCUUUCAGGCCCCUCCAUCCAAACUUAUCAAGCUUAUAAUUCCCUGGGAGCCAUACCGUCUCCAAUGGGACCAUGAAUUGUACGAGAAAUUUGAUGUCAUCAAAGCGCUGGACAACACUGUAAGAGCCUUUUUUUAUUGUAAAAUACGCAUUGUUUAAAUUUGUCUAAUAUCUAUGAUUUUUGAGCUUUGCAGACCUACCUCAUCCAUCAAGUGACAAAAAAGAUGUUUCUAAUGGACCCGCGCGACUCAAUCAGUGUUUAUAAGGUGAGAAUUCGAUAUUCUGCAAACAAUUUAGCUGUAUUUUAGGAGGAAACUUUUGAAAACGGCUCAAUAAUUAUGGUGACUCAAUCAACUUCCCAUCCCGAUUACCCGGAAGUUGAUGGGAUCAAGAGAACUUCUCAAAGACUCAGCGGAUAUCUGAUUGAACCGAGCAAAAGCAACAAUCAAAGCUCUGAUAUUAAGGUACGGUCUUAUCGGUCUGUCGGGAAAAUAAUGAGCCCUCAGUCGCAGUGAAAAUCGCAUCGCCGCCGAGAAAAUUAAAUGUGUCGCGGCAAAAUCAAAGUGCUUUUCACUUCAGCGAUUGGCGCAGCGACAUUGCGCUCAUUAUUUUCCCGACAGCCUAAUAAUAAAAAUUACAAAUGUUACAAAUAUUUUGCGUUGUGUUUAGGUAAUCAUCGCCACGGAUCUGAACCUCCCAGUCCCCAGCUUCUUCUCGUCUGUGGUCGAGAAAUUUAAGCCCGGCCAGUUUGAAAAGUUCUUCCAACGACUGAAAGAAGCGACCACUCAAGUAAAUGUGAAUUGA
Molecule: messenger RNA, 11107 nt
Organism: Bursaphelenchus xylophilus (pine wood nematode)
Lineage: Eukaryota; Metazoa; Nematoda; Chromadorea; Rhabditida; Aphelenchoididae
Source: the annotation of a GenBank genome assembly